Metopolophium dirhodum (rose-grain aphid) is the source of this 6251-nucleotide messenger RNA. RefSeq lists its product as uncharacterized. The record is from RefSeq and is a predicted model, not a curated record. The annotation marks the transcript as partial. The transcript has a single exon. Lineage: Eukaryota; Metazoa; Arthropoda; Insecta; Hemiptera; Aphididae. Gene Ontology annotation, molecular function: nucleic acid binding. Gene Ontology annotation, biological process: DNA integration.
AUUACUGGUGUAGGUAAUAUAAUGGCUGGGGAACGUGAUGCUCGUGCGAAGGAGCGUGCAACCCUACGUAGGGACCAAGCCAUCGCUCGGAUUCGUCAGAUACAUGUAUUGGCUACAAGCUCAGCCACCGAUGAAGCUAGUCGAGCUCAAUUAGCUGUGGCUAUUGUUGACAUUGAUAGUUUGUGGGCCAACUUUAUUGUUGAGAAUAACAACCUUCUAGAAAUACUUUCCGAAUUGGAUUUGUUGGGGGAGUUUUCUGUGAAUGUAGAAAUUGAGACCCGUGCUUUGGUGGUAGAAGCUAAGGCCUUGUAUAAGGCAUCUCAACCAACUUCCGCCUUUAGCGUCGGUACGGUUCAACAAGUAUCGUACGAGGGUAUAGUUGACCAAGCAAGUUCUUCUGCUGAGGGGUCAUCUAAGGACUGCUCAGCUCCCUACACACCGAUGGCUGUGACACCUAUGAGGUUGCCUGAAAUCCCUCUACCGACUUUUGAUGGUGAAUGUCAGAAUUGGCCAGCCUUUAGGGACAUGUUCGGCAACAUGGUGGCCAACAACGAUAAGAUUCCAAAUGUUACCAAGUUCUAUUAUCUGGUAGGAUGUUUACAUUCUGAUCCGCAGGAAGUCAUAAAGGGAUUUUCGAUCUCGAAUGAGUCUUUUACUCUGGCUUGGGAUGCGUUGAUCGAACGUUACGAUAAACCACGUAGGCUGGCAUCAUCAAUAAUUGAUAAAUUGAUAGCCGCGCCGGUCGCGAGUUCUGAAAAUCUUGCAGCUCUGCAAACCUUUAUGUCAGUCUUCGACGAGAACAUCACGAUCCUGGAGUCGCUUCAGAUCCCGGAUCUAGCGUCGUUCCUGUUGUUUUCAUUGGCUGCCAGGUGUCUACCUACAAUCUCGAGGCGUCUUUUCGAGGCUGAAAAUGUUAAGGAAUAUCCGUCGAUCCAGAGCGUGAUCAAGUUCGUUAAAACGAGAAUCCAGGUCCUUGAAAAUGCAGGGGUAAAACCGACAGGAAGCUCCUCCAAGUCGGCCAACCCCAGGAAAGCUGGUUUUCCUCGGGAAUCGAAGACCGCACUAGUAUCGACGUCCAAACCUCUUUCGGCCAAACAUAAUUUGUCCAAAGCUGCGUCAACCAAAUCUACUUCGGCGUCAUGUUACGUUUGUUCCGGUGCUCACCAGCUAGCUGAUUGUGCGAAAUUUAAGGCUUGCUCAGUCGAUGAACGCUACAAGGUAGUGUGCACGCAUCGCCUUUGCAUGGUCUGCUUGCUCCCCGGGCACAUGUCGUUCAAGUGCUCUUCUUCGUGCUCCAUAUGCAAGAGGCGCCAUCAUGCGCUACUACAUCGAGAUCAGGAACCGUCGAAUUCCGCUCCUCCAGCCGCCAUGUUAGGUCGACAACAAGCUCCAACGGUCCUGCUCGGGACGGCCUUGGUCCAUGUUCGAGAUACAAUUGGCAGUUGCCGGACGGUGCGUGCGCUGAUCGACUCGGCCUCGCAGAUCAGUGCAAUCACAUCGGCUUGCUGCAACCGCUUGGGAUUACAGCCCUCGCGAUGGACAGUACCUGUAACUGGUCUUUCCGGUCAGAAGGUCCCGGAUGUGCAGGGUAUCGUUCAGCUGACGAUCCAGCCAAGGGAUAAGCCAACGCCAGCUAUCAAGGUCAAGCCGUGGGUACUCUCUGCCAUCACGUCUGAUAUGCCAGCUCGACAAUUACCAGUUCAGGUACGAGCCAAAUGCAGCCAUCUGACAUUGGCAGACCCAAGCUUCGAUGAACCGGCUCCAGUCGAGAUGCUUAUUGGCGCCGAUAUAUUUCCCCAAGUAUGGAAGAACAAGUGCAGCUCGUUGGGUCCAGGUUUCCCUUCCGCUUACAGCUCGGUAUUUGGUUGGGUGCUGAUUGGUCCAGUUCAGGAGCAUCCAGAUAUUGGUGCACAGGCCAUGUUGGUAUCGCUGGUAUCGUCCAUGGAAUCCAUCAUGGAAAGGUUUUGGAAGGUAGAGGAACCUGAAGCUGCUCCGCCUCAGUUCGCCGACACGGAAUGUGAAAGUUUUCCGGAUGUGAGAGGAGCUCUGCGUCAUCAGACUUAUAUGGAUGAUAUAUGUGUGGGUGCAGAGUCGUUGGAAGCUGCUAAAACGCUUCAGUUGAAUCUAAUCAACACUCUCGCCAGAUCCGGUUUGGAGUUAAAGAAGUGGGCCAGCAAUACGCCAGAAUUGUUGGAACAACUACGUCCUGAAGAUUGCUCCGGAGAUCCGCUGGCAUUUGAGCAAAAUGAUGCUACGCACGUCGUAUUGGGAAUGCGGUGGAAUCACGAUCAAGAUUAUUUCUCCUUCGGCAUUAACAAUUUCAAGAUGAUUCCUACCAAACGUGGAGUGUUGUCGAUGAUUGCCAGAAUCUUUGAUCCUUUAGGCCUGUUGGCGCCGGCAACGUUCUAUGCCAAGUCGAUCAUGCAACGGGUGUGGGUCGCACAGAUUAGUUGGGACGAUCAACUGCCAUCAGAUAUAGCUGAAGAUUGGUGUGACUUCUAUCAUUCUUUAGGUUGGCUGGUCGGAAUGAAGAUUCCACGCUACAUCGGUUGUUCCGCUGGAUGUAGCUAUGAUUUGUGCGGUUUCUCUGACGCGUCCACGAAAGGGUAUGCAGCGGUCGCUUACCUCCGUGUCACUGCAAAGUCAGGAAGUGUUGAUGUCUAUCUUCUAGGGUCCAAAACGAAGUUGGCUCCAAUGAAAACCUCGACGAUCCCACGGCUCGAACUGAGCGGAGCGGUGCUACUUGCUCUAUGGCUGGGAAGAAUCAAACGCGCUCUGGAGCCUCAACUAGAGAUUUCCAAUGUCUUCGCUUGGUCGGACUCGACCAUUGUGCUCUCAUGGUUGGGCAACACUCAUACCUCGUUUAAGACUUUCGUAUCCAACCGUAUCUUCCAAAUUCAAACCACGAUUCCUGUUUGCCAGUGGUUACAUGUUCGGUCGGAGAAUAACCCUGCAGAUUGUGCUUCUCGGGGACUUCGCCCGUCUGAACUCAAGGAGGCGACAUUGUAUUGGAAGGGACCUACCUUUCUGUUAUCGAGUGCCGACAGUUGGUCAACGGGAGUUAGCAGAAUAUCUCUGGAUCAGCUGCCGGAGGUGCAGCCUGCAUGUGUAGUGGCGCAAAGCCACCCUCCAGAAGAAUGGUAUGCUCGGUUCUCUUCUUUCGACCAUAUGAUCCGGGUAGUAGCUCGACUUCGCCGGUUCAUAUCGAGGUGUCGUAAGAUGGAUGUCGAAACCGGGUUCUUGAAGCAGUCCGAGCUCGACGCUGCUCUAAUCGUGGUCGUGAAAAGCGCACAGAACUGCUUUUUCCGUGAAGUCAUCAGCAAUUUAACACGUGGCGAGGAAGUUCAGCGUAAGGGUAUUGCUCGCCUUUCUCCGUUCUUGGACUCGCUCGGGGUAGUCCGUGUAGGAGGUCGCCUCCAAAACACAAAUUGGUCCGAACGUCGAAGGCACCCGAUGCUGAUACCGAAGGAAGCUCACUUGGCAGUGCUUGUGACUCGCCAUUGGCAUAGCUACGCAUGCCAUGCCGGUCCGCGGUUAUUAACCGCACUUGUUCAGAGACGUUUUUGGGUAGUUGGCAUUCGCCUUGUGGUCCAUCGGGUGAUUCGCAGAUGCAUAAUUUGCGCUAGGACCAAGCCCGUAAAUCCUCAACCAAUGAUGGCUGAUCUGCCUAGGUUUCGUGUCCAGGAAGCUCAUCCGUUUUCUGUAGUUGGGAUAGACUAUGCCGGUCCCUUGCAGAUGAAGGAACUUAGCCUGCGAAAGGCACGUAUCGUGAAGGUAUACAUCGCAGUACUUGUGUGUAUGACCACCAAAGCGGUGCACUUAGAACCGGUAUCGGCCCUUUCGACUGAGGCCUUUCGGUUAACGCUAGAUAGAUUCGUGGCUCGUCGUGGUCUACCGUUGUCGAUCUACUCCGAUUGUGGCACCAACUUUGUCGGUGCAGCGAGGCAGCUGCGACAAUUAGUCAAUCAUCCGGAUACUAGGGAUCAGUUAUCCGGGCAUAUUGCGUGCGAGUGGCAUUUCAAUCCCCCUGGUGCUCCCCACUUCGGAGGAAUUUGGGAAGCCGCCGUGAAAUCGGCCAAGUCGUUGCUUUUACGUGCCAUGAAUUCCCAAGUUUGGACGUUAGAGGAAUUCACAACGGUGUUAUGUCGGGUAGAGGCUGCUUUGAACUCGCGUCCUUUAGUACCAGCAUCAUCUGAUCCAAAUGACUUAGAGUGCUUAACACCCGGUCAUUUUUUAGUUGGUCGUCCUCCGAUGUCAAUUCCGGAACCUGUGUUGGACAGUGCGCAAACGGGACUGCAGACUCGCUGGAAGCUCCUCCAGCAGUCUUUCCAGUACUUUUGGCGACGUUGGUCUCAAGAAUAUCUGAAUACCCUCCAAGUUCGUGGAAAGUGGACUAAAGAUAGCAACAACGUCGAAGUUGGUAAUAUGGUGGUAGUAAAAAUUAGCGAUACCCCCCCUCUUACUUGGCCUUUAGGUAGGGUGAUUGAGGUGUAUCCGGGCACAGAUAAUAUAGUGCGGGUGGCAAAGGUAAGGACCAACCAGGGAGUGUUCACUAGACCAGUUGUAAAGUUAGUACCGUUACCUACAGAAUUGUAAAACACGAUAGGUAUUAAUAGAUGUAUUUCCGUCCUCUAGCUCCCUUUGCACCCUUAUACUCGUCUGCUACGACUGGGAUCAUUAUGUGUUAUAAAUUGUGAUUAAUUGUUUUGACCAGCCAUCACGCCUGCUCCGGAUGAUGGGUCGGUUGCUCCACCUCUGGAUCCAGUGGGGUAUGGCAAAUGUUUUUGUUUUUACAUUUGCUUAUUUUCAGUUAUGUUGUUGUUAUUAAAUUGUUAUUUCUUAUUGAUGAUAAAAAGAAAAUAUUGUAACUAAAGACUGAUGAUUAAUUUUGUAUGUUUUGUUGUAAAUAUUGUUAUUUUAGUUCAGCUAAGGCCGUAGCUCAGGGUAAUGCUACCUAAUGAAAUUAAUUUGUUAUAUUUUCAAAAAAAAAUAAUAAUGUUAAAGAUGUUGUCCCUUUGUAAAAAAACCGAUCACCGUUCUGCUCUGUUCAUCUGCUCGACUGCUCCGUUCAUCUGCUCAACUGCUCCGUACAUUGCUCCCAGCUCCAACAUCAUCUAGCACAGAUCGAACUUCUUAUUCCAAGUUAGCUGGAACUUGCAAGGGGGAGUAUGUUCGAUCCGUUUGAUAACAGAAUUGCCGCCGUCGGUGGUCACGCUCAGCCGACCGCCGCAUCAACCAUGUUCGUGUGCGCUGCGCGCCGGCAGCCGCAAGGUUGGCAAUACUACCGGUGACCGUUACCGGUGCUCGGCGCAGGCGAGCUCGGUCGUCCGCGCCACACUCUCCGUCUUAACGGUUUUUCGACAGCUCGUCGAUACGUUUUGUGCUCGGCUCGCUCGCCCGUCCGCCAUCUUUUCCCGUUUGAAAGUGCGACGCAAAAACGUGGUUUACCAUCUAGAGGUUGUUCGGCCGAUUAGCCGUUUUAUUGUGUUUGAUCUUUGUUAGUGUUUCGUUGUCGUUCAGUUCUGAACCGCGUACGUCGGUAGAUACACCGCGUAUCCGUGUACGCAGGCGAACACUCGUUGCUCCACCUCACGUCGGUGCACGCAUUCGUACCGGUGUUUAAACCUCCCGCAUAGCAGCUCCGCAAUUCCAGUACAGCAGCUCCGCCAUCGCCGUUCAUCAGCUCAAGACAUCUGCCAGGGAGGCAGCUCAGUCGGUGUUCCCCGUCCCCCCUGAAUUUGUUGUUAUAUAAUUGUUUGUACCCAUUGCUCGUGUUGUACAAUAAUACAUGCGCCUGAUAGUAAAACCAUUUGUUAUUAUUCGAUGUUAUAUUAAUUGCCCUACUCCACAACAACCCUGAGGACCUUGUACCAGGCGAUAUCCGAUUUUAAGGAUCGUCGGGUCAACACAGACAUAUAUAUAUACAUAAUAUAUAGUUGCAGAUAUAUAUUAUUAAUAAGUAUAAUAUAUUCGAUUUUACUUUAAGAAUUUAUUGAUAUUUCAUUGAUUUAACAUAUUAAACAUAUUAUACGGAUGUUUUAGUAUUAAUUCAACAGUUCUAAUAAACAUUUUGAAUUUUGUCUAUUUAAUUAUACGUAUAUAUUAUAUUAUAUUGCUCACAUAGGAAUUAUAGAUUUAAUUAAGUCUAGUAUUAUAUACGUAUAUACUUAAGUGUCCAGUUUUGAAAUAUCGAUGCGUAUAAUUAUUAUAUAAGCCACUAUACCUAUAAAAUAUAAAUAUUAUAUGAUUUA